CUCUCACACAGGGAGAGUAGUGGAGCUGGGAUGAGGCGCUGUGUUUUUGGGAUGGCGAGGAUUAAAUAUGGCCACUAGCUGAUUUUUACUCUAAAACAGUCGUCACUACACCGCGCUCUGGGCUCAUGAUGCGUCAGGUAUGGAUGGGAAACGGAACAGAAGGCUGUUAAUCCAGUGAAGUGAGACCCAGUCGGUUAAACGGCCCGGUUUUCCCGACCUCAGCCUCGGCGUUAGCGGGCCAGCUUUGGCCUGAAGAAGCCGUUGAAGAUGAACAUGGUGAAGAGGAUCAUGGGGCGGCCGCGGCAGGACGAGUGCAGCCCUCAGGACAACGCGCUGGGCCUCAUGCACCUGCGCCGCCUCUUCUCCGAGCUGUGCCACCCGCCGCGUCACAUGACCCAGAAAGAGCAGGAGGAGAAACUCUACAUGAUGCUGCCCGUCUUCAACAGGGUGUUCGGGAACGCUCCUCCAAGCUCCAUGCAUGAAAAGUUCUCCGACCUCCUGCAGUUCACCACUCAGGUGUCCAGACUGAUGGUGACCGAGAUCAGACGGAGAGCGUCGAAUAAAUCUACAGAGGCAGCCAGCAGGGCCAUUGUUCAGUUUCUGGAGGUGAAUCAGAGCGAGGAAGCGAGUCGUGGCUGGAUGCUCCUGACCACCAUCAACCUGUUGGCUUCCUCCGGCCAGAAAACAGUAGACUGCAUGACCACCAUGUCCGUUCCCUCCACCCUGGUGAAAUGUCUGUAUCUGUUCUUCGACCUGCCUCACAUGCCUGAGGUCCCCGGCGCCACCCAGACCGAACUGCCCCUAGCUGACCGCCGAGCUCUGCUGCAGAAGGUCUUUGUUCAGAUCUUGGUGAAGCUGUGCAGUUUUGUGUCUCCGGCUGAAGAACUGGCGCAGAAGGAUGACCUGCAGCUGCUCUUCAGUGCCAUCACGUCCUGGUGUCCUCCUCACAACCUGCCCUGGAGGAAGAGCGCCGGCGAGGUGCUCAUGACAAUCUCCAGACACGGCCUCAGCGUCAACGUCGUCAAAUACAUCCACGAGAAAGAAUGUUUAUCGACCUGCAUCCAGAACAUGCAGCAGUCAGAUGAUCUCUCACCGCUGGAGAUCGUAGAGAUGUUUGCUGGGUUGUCAUGCUUCCUGAAAGAUUCCAGCGACGUGUCUCAGACCCUAUUGGACGAUUUCCGCAUGUGUCAGGGCUACACGUUCCUGACCGACCUGAUGCUCAGAUUGGAGCAGGCCAAAGAGGACGAAGCCAAAGAUGCUCUGAAGGACCUGGUGAACUUGGUGACUGCUUUGACCACGUAUGGUGUGAGCGAGCUGAAACCCGCCGGACUGACCACCGGAGCACCCUUCCUGCUCCCUGGCUUUGUGGUCCCGCAGCCUUCUGGGAAAGGUCACACUGUCAGGAACAUUCAAGCCUUUUCCGUGCUCCAGAACGCCUUCCUGAAGGCCAAGACUGGCCGGCUCGCCCGCAUGGUCCUGGACGCCGUGGCAAACAUUUACUCCGCCGACCACGCCAACUACUUCAUCCUGGAGGCUCAGCACGCGCUGUCCCAGUUUGCCGAGCGAGUGCCACGCCUGCCCGAGGUCCAGGUCAAAUACUUCGAACUGCUCGAGUUCGUGGUGUUUGUGCUUAACUACGUCCCCUGCAAGGAGCUGUUCAGCAUUAGCGUCUUGCUGAAGUCGAGCACGUCUUACGGAUGCAGCAUCACAGCCACACGUACGCUGCUGAAGCUCAGCCGGCACCACGUGGUGUUCAGCGACGUCUUCCGUGAAGUCGGGCUGCUCGAGGUGCUCGUUAACCUGCUGCAUAAGUACGCCGCUCUGCUAAAGGAGCCAGCACAAGGUCACGGAGAACAGGGUGAUUCCAAGAACAAUGUGGCAGAGGAACAGAAACAGCUGGCGUGGCUGGUCAUGGAGACCCUUACAGUCCUGCUUCAGGGCUCGAACACUAAUGCAGGUCUGUUCCGGGAGUUUGGCGGUGCCCGUUGCGUGCACAACAUAGUGAAAUACCGGCAGUGUCGCGAGCAUGCGCUGAUGAUCAUCCAGCAGCUGGUUCUCUCUCCCUCCGGAGACGAUGACAUGGGCACGCUGCUGGGCCUCAUGCACUCCGCACCCUCCUCUGAGCUGCAGCUCAAAACCGACAUACUGCGGGCGCUGCUGGCUGUGCUGCGUGAAAGCCACCGUUCUCGCACCGUGUUCAGACGUGUUGGUGGUUUCGUUUAUGUUACUUCCCUGUUAGUGGCUAUGGAGCGCUUGCUGGGCGCCGGCACACGGGUCGAGCCUGAGCUGAGCGGACCGCUGGAGCUUCUGCGCGCAGUCUUCCGCACUCUGACAGCCGCCAUGCGCUACGAGCCGGCCAACGCGCACUUCUUCCGCACCGAGGUGCAGUACGAGAAGCUGGCCGACGCUGUGCGUCUACUCGGCUGUUUCUCGGAUGCUAAGAAGCUCGCUCCGGCGACUACCGUGCCCUGCAACGCCAUGGCCUCUAACACCCAGGCCUUUCAGAGGCUCCUGGAGGACGAGGAGGUGUCCGAGGAAAGCGUGUGCCCACAGCUGGCUCACUGCGCCAAGCUCUUCGUCUACCUCUACAAAAUGGCCACAGACUCCUUUGACAGUCGUGCCGAGCAGGUGCCUCCCUGCCUGACUCACGAGAUCUCGCUCCCCUCUCCAUGGGGCACGCCAGCACUCACCAGGAAGAGACACGGCUACCACAGUUCCUCCAACACGGCUCCAACCAAGAACCUCUCAGACUUGAAGCUGCACCUGGGGAACCCCCCUCAGCACACCUCCGAUCCUGUGGUCAUUCACGCAGGGGCCGUCCUGGCCAUGUUGGACCUGUUGGCCUCCAUCAGCUCAAACAUCCAGCCUGAGCAUGCCUUGGAGUUGCAGUUGGCGGUGGCAAAUGUGCUGCAGUUGUUGGUCCACUCUGAGAGGAACCAGCAGGUGCUGUGCGAGUCAGGUCUGCCAUCACGCCUGCUACAGCGCUGCAGCUGUGCCAUGAGUGACGAGGAGCACCCACUACACCCGCCGCUGCAGAGGACGUUCGAGAGGCUCGCCUCACAGAACCUACAACCUAUGGCUCUCCGGGAGUUUUUGCGUUUAGGGAAUCCUUUAAAUUGUGGCGCCUGGGACAAAAAGCUUCUGAAGCAGUAUCGGGUUCACAAGCCAAGUUCCCUGAGCUAUGAAGCUGAAGCAAGAAAUAGCAUGACUGCAUCGAUGGAGGGCUUGGGGAUGGACAGCGUGUUUGCGGUGAGCGAGGAGAGCGGUUCGUACCGGAUCAGCCGGAGCUUGGUGCGAUCAGCUGAAGCUAGCGCCGUGCCACUGACACGUGUCAAAUGUCUGGUGUCCAUGACAACGCCGCACGACAUCAUCCGUCUGCACGGCUCUGCCCUCACGCCAGCCUUCGUUGAGUUUGAUACAGCGCUUGAGGGUUUUGGGUGUUUGUUUUUGCCAAGCCUGGCUCCUCACAACGUGCCGUCCAACAACACCAACACAUCUGGAGUGAAUGAUGGGGCUGUAGUCAGUGGCAUGGGCAACGGUGAGCGCUUGUUUCCUCCUCCAUCGGGCCUCAGUUACUCCACCUGGUUCUGCGUGGAGCGUUUCAGCACGUCUCCACACACACACCCAGUGCGUUUACUAACCGUCGUGAGGAGAGCCACAGCAUCCGAGCAGCACUACGUCUGUCUGGCCAUCGUGCUGUCAGCCAAAGACCGCUCGCUCAUCGUCUCCACCAAAGAGGAGCUGCUGCAGAGCUACGCGGAUGACUUCAGCGAGGAGUCGUCGUUCUACGAGCUGCUGCCGUGCUGCGCCCGUUUCCGCUGCACUGACCUCAUCGGCGAGGGCCAGUGGCACCACCUGGUGCUGGUCAUGAGCAAAGGGAUGCUGAAGAACAGCAUGGCUACGCUCUACAUCGACGGCCAGCUGGUCAACACAGUCAAGCUCCACUACGUACACAGUGUACCUGGUGGCUCCGGAGCUGCCAACACUCCUGUGGUGAGCACGGUGUACAGCUACAUCGGGACUCCUCCUGCUCAGCGGCAGCUUUCCUCUCUGGUGUGGCGUUUAGGACCUACACACUUCCUGGAAGAAGUGCUGCCUGCUGCCAGCGUGAGCACCAUUUACGAACUCGGGCCGAACUACGUCGGCAGCUUUCAGGCAGUCUACGUGCCAUGUAAAGACUCGAAGACUGAAGCUGUUCCUCCGUGUCCUGUAUCACUGGUUCCAGAGGAGAAAGUGUCCUUCAGUCUCUACGCCCUCUCCGUCUCCUCCCUCACCGUGGCCAAGAUCCGCAAGGCCUACAACAAGCUGGACAGCAAAGCCAUCGCCAAACAGUUGGCAGUUUCGUCUCAUGAGAACGCCACUCCAGUGAAGCUCCUCCACAACGCUGCAGGCCAUCUGAUCGGACCGGCCAGGACCAUCGGCGCCGCUGUGAUAGGCUACCUGGGCGUGAGAGCCUUUGUGCCCACCCCAGUGGCCACCACGUUGCAGUAUGUGGGUGGUGCUGCCGCCAUCCUUGGCUUAGUGGCCAUGGCAUCAGACGUGGAAGGGCUGUACGCAGCCGUCAAAGCUCUGGUGUGCGUGGUCAAGAGCAACCCGCUGGCCAGUAAAGAGAUGGAGCGUAUCAGAGGCUACCAGCUGCUGGCCAUGCUGCUGAAGAAAAAGCGCUCACUACUAAACAGCCACAUCUUGCACCUGACCUUCUCGUUAGUGGGCACGGUAGAUAGCGGCCACGAGACCUCCAUCAUUCCCAACUCCACUGCCUUCCAAGACCUGCUGUGUGACUUUGAGGUUUGGCUGCACGCACCGUAUGAACUGCACCUGUCUCUGUUUGAGCACUUCAUUGAACUCCUGACUGAAUCCAGCGAAGCUGCUAAAAACGCUAAGCUCUUGCGGGAGUUUCAGCUGAUCCCCAAACUGCUGCUGACGUUGAGGGACCAAACGCUGUCUCAGCCUACUGUGGUGGCCAUCAGUAACGUGCUCAGCCUGCUUCUGCAGGGCUUCCCCAACUCCUACGACCUCCUUCGGUUUGGCCAGUUCAUUUCCUCCACUUUGCCCACGUUUGCAGUCUGUGAGAAGUUUGUGGUGAUGGAGGUUAAUAACGAGGAGAAGGUUGACGGAGGAAACGAGGAGGAUUUCGGAGGGCUGCUCUCCUCCAACGUAAUCCUGCUACGCAAUCGACUGCUCGACAUCCUGCUCAAACUGCUUUUCAGCUCCAAGGAGAAAUGCACCGUUAAUGCACAGGCAUGUGAGGAGCUCGUGCGCACGCUGGGAUUUGAUUGGCUGCUGAUGUUCAUGGAGGAACACAUUCACUCGAGCACCGUGACUGUGGCACUUUGGGUUCUGGUGGUGCUGCUGAGCAAUCAGAGCAUCCUCAGUCGCUUUAAAGAGGGUCUGUGUGGAGGAGGCUGGCUCGAGCACACUGAUUCGGUGCUCACCAACAAGAUCGGCACCGUCCUCGGGUUUAACGUGGGUCGCAGCGCAGGCGGCAAGUCCACUGUACGCGAGAUAAACCGCGACGCCUGUCAUUUCCCAGGAUUCCCCGUGCUACAGACGCUGCUGCCCAAACACACCAACGUGCCUGAGCUUUACUUCCUGCUCAUGGCGCUUUUCCUGCAGCAGCCCGUCACUGAGCUGCCUGAGAGCCUGCAGGUACAUUUUGAUCUGGACUCCAUUUGGACGUUCAUCUUUGGGGUUCCAGCCUCCAGUGCCACAGUGGUGAGCUCCAUCCACAGUGUGUGUACCGAGGCAGCCUUCCUCCUACUGGCGAUGCUGCGCAGCAUGCUCAACCUGCCUUGGCAAUCGGAAGAGGAAGGCUCUUGGCUCAGGGAAUACCCCGUCACACUGAUGCAGUUUUUCCGUUACCUCUAUCAUAAUGUGCCCGACCUGGCACCCAUGUGGCACAGCCCAGAUUUCCUGUGUGCCCUCGCGGCUGCCGUCUUCCCCUUCAAUAUCCGACCCUACUCUGAGAUGGUCAGUGAUUUGGAUGAUGAAGCCGGCUCACCAACUGAAGAAUUCAAAGCCUUCGCAGGAGACACGGGCAUGAACCGCAGUCAAUCCGAGUACUGUAAUGUGGGCUCCAAGACCUACCUGACCAAUCACCCAGCCAAGAAGUACGUGUUCGAUUUCAUGAGAGUGUUGAUCAUGGAGAACCUGUGCAUGAUUCCUGCCAGCAAGCAGACGCCCAUUUUAGACCUGCUGUUGGAGUCCUCUCCCGAACGCUCGACCAGAACCCAGCAGAAGGAGUUCCAGUCCUAUAUCCUGGAUGGUGUGAUGGAACAUCUCCUUGCUGCUGAUGUGCUUCUCGGAGAAGACGCAUCCAUGCCCAUCACAACUGGGGGAAAUUACCAGGUCCUGGUCAACAACGUGUUUUACUUUGCUCAGCGGGUGGUGGACAAACUGUGGCAGGGCAUGUUCAACAAGGAGUCCAAACUGGUGGUGGAGUUUAUAGUGCAGCUGAUCAGCCAGGCAAAGCGGCGGUCUCAGGGAUUGUCACUGGAUUGCAUCUAUCACUGCCUGAAUCGCACCGUCCUGUAUCAGCUCUGUCGACCACAUAAAACCGUUGCCCAGCAGGUGGCGCUGCUCGACUCGCUGCGUGUGCUAACAGUAAACCGCAACCUGGUGCUUGGACCCGGAAACCACGACCAUGAAUUUGUGGCCUGCCUUGCGCACUGUUUAAUCAUUCUGCAUACUGGCAGUAACGUGGAGGGGUUUGGGCUGGAGGCUGAAGCUCGGAUGACCACCUGGCACGUCAUGAUGCCAUCAGAGAAUGAGGCUGAUACCCAGCAGAGCCAAGAUGUCAGCGAAGGUCGUCAAUUGCUGCUAAAGGCAGUGAACCGGGUAUGGACUGAGCUGAUGCACAGUAAGAGGCAGAUGCUGGAGGACAUUUUUAAAGUCUCUCUUCCUGUCAACGACCGAGGACACGUGGACAUCGGCACUGCCAGACCUGCGCUAGAGGAACCUGCAGCCAAGAGCUGGCAGAACCACCUCGCCCAUGAGAAGAAGUGUAUCAGCAGGGGAGAGGCUGUGGCUCCGGCGAAUCAGUCCAAACUGUCUCGUGUGAGCAGUGGAUUUGGCCUGUCUAAACUCACAGGCGCCCGGCGGAACAAGAAAGAGAGCGGCAUGAACAAGAACAACCUCUCAGCACAGGAAACCUUCCAGUGGAUGUUCACACAUAUCGCAGUGGUGCGGGAUCUAGUGGCCAUGCAGUACAAAGAAUACCAAGAGAGGCAACAGAAUGCACUGAAGUACGUGACUGAUGAGUGGGCAGCGAUCGAGUACGAGUUACUGCGUGAGCGAGGGCUUUGGGGACCACCUAUCGGCUCACACCUAGACAAGUUCCAGCUGGACAUGACGGAGGGACCCUGUCGAAUGAGGAAGAAGAUGGUUCGCAACGACCUGUUUUAUAUCCAUUACCCUUACGUGCCUGACAACGAGCCAAACAACAGCUCUCAGAAGCCGGUGCGGUACCGGAGAGCCAUCAGCUACGACAGUAAGGAGUAUUACAUGCGCUUGUUGUCGGGAAACCCGGGCAUGUACCAGCACUCCAUCCAACAGAGCACAGAAGGAGAGAGCACACAGCAGGAACCAGAACACGGCGAGGACACCAUCGCAAGGGUCAAAGGUCUUGUGAAAGCUCCUCUGAAGCGUUCCCGCUCCACAGCGGAUGGCGGAGACGAGGACGGCCCAGAGCAGCUGCAGGAGCUGCUGGAGUGUGGAGCUGUAGACGAGGAGCAGAAGACGGACAACACCACCCUGCUCCGCCUGCUGGAGGAGGGAGAGAAGAUUCAGCACAUGUACCGUUGCGCUCGGGUCCAAGGGCUGGACACCAGCGAAGGGCUGCUGCUGUUUGGCAAAGAGCAUUUUUACGUGAUUGACGGCUUCACUAUGACCGUCACCAGAGAGAUCAGAGACAUCGAGACACUUCCUGCAAACAUGCACGAGCCAAUUAUCCCCAAAGGAGCCCGACAAAGCCAGAGUCAGCUGAAGCGGACAUGUAGCAUCUUUGCAUAUGAAGACAUCAAGGAGGUGCACAAGCGCCGCUAUCUGCUCCAGCCAAUGGCAGUGGAGGUGUUUUCAGGCGAUGGGCGAAAUUACCUCUUGGCCUUCCAGAAGGGUGUCAGGAACAAGGUCUAUCAGAGGUUUUUGGCAGUCGUUCCCUCAUUAGCAGACAGCUCCGAGUCCGUCUCUGGCCAGAGGCCCAACACGAGUGUCGAGCAAGGGUCGGGUCUUCUCAGCACUUUGGUCGGAGAGAAAUCAGUAACACAGCGGUGGGAGAGAGGAGAAAUCAGCAACUUCCAGUAUCUAAUGCACCUGAACACGCUGGCCGGCAGAUCCUACAAUGAUUUGAUGCAGUAUCCUGUCUUCCCCUGGAUCCUGGCUGACUACGACUCUGAGGAACUGGACCUUAAUAAUCCAAAGACAUUCCGUAACCUGUCCAAGCCCAUGGGUGCUCAGACGGACGACCGGCUGAUUCAGUAUAAGAAGAGAUUCAAAGAUUGGGAGGAUCCGAAUGGUGAGACUCCAGCGUAUCAUUACGGGACUCACUACUCCUCCGCCAUGAUCGUGGCGUCUUAUUUGGUGAGAAUGGAGCCUUUCACACAGAUCUUCCUCCGACUGCAGGGGGGCCACUUUGAUCUGGCCGACCGGAUGUUCCACAGCGUGCGGGAAGCUUGGCUCUCUGCCUCCAAACACAACAUGGCCGAUGUCAAGGAGCUCAUCCCAGAGUUCUUCUACCUCCCCGAGUUCCUGCUCAACUCCAAUAACUUUGACUUAGGAAGUAAACAGAACGGCACUCGACUGGGAGACGUGAUUUUGCCUCCCUGGGCCAAAGGAGAUCCGAGAGAGUUAAUUCGGGUUCAUAGACAGGCGUUGGAGUGCGAUUACGUCAGCGCUCACCUACAUGAAUGGAUUGACCUCAUAUUCGGCUACAAGCAGCAGGGCCCUCCAGCAGUGGAGGCUGUAAAUGUGUUCCACCAUCUCUUCUAUGAGGGUCAAGUGGACAUCUACAACAUCAACGACCCUCUGAAAGAGACGGCCACCAUCGGCUUUAUCAACAACUUCGGCCAGAUCCCCAAACAGCUGUUUAAGAAGCCUCAUCCCCCUAAGCGUGUGCGAAGCAAGUCGAACGGCGAGAUCCCCGGCAUGGCUGCCUCCAUUAACUCCACCGCAGACAAGAUUUUCUUCCACCAUCUCGACAACCUGCGGCCUUCUCUGGCUCCUGUUAAAGAGCUGAAGGAGCCUGUGGGUCAGAUAGUAUGCACUGAUAAGGGUAUUCUAGCUGUAGAGCAGAACAAAGUGCUGGUUCCUCCUGCCUGGAAUAAGACAUUUGCCUGGGGUUAUGCAGACCUCAGCUGCCGGCUAGCCAACUACGAGUCUGACAAGGCUGUGAUUGUGUACGAGUGUCUGUCCGAAUGGGCUCAGAUCUUGUGUGCCAUCUGUCCAAACCCCAAACUGGUGAUUACCGGUGGUACAAGCACUGCUAUCUGCGUUUGGGAGACGAGUCCUUCAAAAGAAAAGGCCAAGACCCUGACGCUCAAACAGGCUCUGCUGGGACACACAGACGCUGUGACGUGUUUGACAGCAUCCUCAACCUAUCACAUUGUCGUGAGUGGCUCUCGGGACCGAACUUGCAUCAUCUGGGACCUGAAUAAGCUGUCUUUUGUCACACAGCUGCGAGGUCACCGUGCUCCAGUGUCUGCGCUCUGUAUAAAUGAGCUCACUGGAGAUAUCGUGUCCUGUGCUGGAACGUACAUCCACGUAUGGAGCAUUAACGGCAACCCCAUCGCGAGUGCCAACACGUUCACCGGGCGCAGCCAGCAAAUCCUGUGCUGCUGUGUGUCUGAGAUGAACGAAUGGGACACUCAGAACGUCAUCGUCACAGGACACUCGGAUGGCGUCGUCAGGUUCUGGAGAAUGGAGUUUCUGCAAGUCCCAGAAACCCCUGCGCCCGAGCCAGUCGAGCCUCCAGAUGCUCCAGACUGCUGUUCAGAGGAGAAAAUCGAUGGGCGUGAGGCUGCAGACGAGGACAGUAGCGAAUCAGAAGCCGAAGAGGCCAUCGCGAGUCAGGAGUGUAAAACACAAGCGCCGAACAGUCAGCCUGGGAGUGGAUCUCACAGGCCCAAGCCUUCACGCACCAGCUUGGAGGACUCAGGUCGUUGGUCCGACUCGCUCAGCGUUGAUGAGAAAGAUGGGUUUGUGUUCGUCAACUACUCAGAGGGCCAAACCAGGCCUGCCAACCCACCCACUAACCCCCCCCACACCAACCCACAAUCCAUGCCACAGCCCCUACAGCCCAGCAACAUGGAGCCUCGGCCCUACAACAAACUCAGAGCAGGCUACAGAUGGGAGAGACAGCUGGUGUUCCGGAGUAAACUCACCAUGCACACAGCGUUUGACCGCAAGGACAAUGCUCAGCCAGCUGAAAUCACAGCCCUCGCCAUCUCAAAGGACCACAGUAAGGUGGUGGUGGGCGAUGGGCGUGGCCGCGUCUUCAGCUGGUCGGUGAGUGAACAACCGGGACGCUCAGCCGCCGAUCACUGGGUGAAGGACGAGCAGGUGGAGAGCUGUUCAGCGUGCACGGUGCGUUUCUCGCUCACCGAGAGACGCCACCACUGCAGGAACUGCGGCCAGCUUUUCUGCCAGAAGUGCAGUCGCUUCCAGUCCGAGAUCAAGCGGUUGAAGAUAUCCUCUCCCGUCCGUGUGUGUCAGAACUGUUACUACAACCUGCAACAUGAGCAGGCUUCAGUGGAAGGGUCCAAAAACUAAAAUCACCACCACCACCCGUCACUCAAAACGCUCCCACUGACCUGUACCUUCCUCUCCAGAACUUCAUCACUCCUACCACAAAUCAUGGAUUUACGCUCCGAUCGAAUCGACGUUCCUUAUUUCAGAUCGCCGGUAGUCAUUUUUCUUGUCACCGUUAGCAUUUUCCAUAAAUUGCUAAACAUUUUAGAUUUUAGGAACAAAAACUUGUGCAAAACAAGAUGAAGUUUGUGAAUAUUGUAAAUAGCAAAAUGGCCUUUUUAACUAGAACUGAGAAGUCGUUAUUAAGAGAGAGAGAAAACAUUUUGCCUGUAACAUAGCAUUAAUAAACACACUACUCCUGACUUUAAAACUACUAAAAAAAAAAAAGCAGUUGUGUGUAGUCGGUGUCAUGAGGCACAGCAUCCCGGCGGGUAUGAUAUUGGGGACUAUGAAUGUUAAUAAUAAAUGUUUGUGAGUUGGCAUUAUUACCGUGUCUAGUUAUGCAAAUAAUUUUGUUUACAAUGUGUUAACUUUAACGUGUUGCCCACAGUAUCAAAGCCGUUGCCAGUAGUUCAUAUAGUGUUUCUUUUUGUUGCCAAAUUGCCUUUAUAAAACUAACAUAUUUAUAGACAAAAGGACAGUUCGUUGCUUUUGAAUCCCGCACAUGCCUUCUUUAGCAUUCCCAAAUCGUAAUUUCAUAUCAUAUGAUUAUACAAAGAGCACAUCUGGAAUUUUCCACUGUUUCACUAUUGUUUUUUUGGAAAUGGAGGCUAACGGGGGAUAUUUACAUUUAACAUUGUCUUGUUCACUACUAAACGUGAUAAGACCUAGCUUUAAUAUUUCUCUCUGACACUAACGCAACUCUGAGAGAAAACGACGUGUUAAAUAUCAACGUCGUCGUCUUAAAACAUGCCAGAGGAACUCCAAACAUCCCGUUUGCUUGACGUGUUUGAGGAAUACCUCGCGUGCCUCAGUCUUGGAACGUUUCAUCGUUCGAAAGGGAUUUGAUGUUGAAAAACUGGAAUUGUCUUUUCAUAAUGCGUGAAAUGAUAAGAUGAGACUUUUUUUUUUUUUCUUUAUCUUAUCUGUUGUGGUACUGUGGGCAAUACUGUAUUGAAAGUGCUGCUUUGAUAAUUAGGAAGAGAUGUAUUUUCUUUUUCUUUUAAAAACAAGAAACAAAUCACUUUAAAGCAAGAAAUAUUACAUGUACACGUCCUUUAUUCGUAUUCUUUCCCCGUACAUCGCCAUACAGUCGAAUCUGCACUCGUUAUGAUGAGAAUUAUGAUUACUGUAAAUUAGUGUGCAAUCAAAAGUCAAAGGCCAGAUGGUUAUCAAUUAUUUUCACACCUUUACAUGUACAAAAAAAAAAAAUUACGGUUUUAUCAAACGCAUUUUUAUGUUGUACGCUGUCAUUUUAAAGUGGUUUGUUCCUUUACAGCAAGAUGAACUGUACAAAGUAUUUAUGCAAUUAUAAUGUUUCCUUUUUUAUGAUUGAUUAUUGUACAUUUUUCAGCAAGUUGGGUUACUUGUUGCAUGUCUAACACAGCUGACUUUCUGUGUCAGUGCAUUGUACAUGGUUGGCAUUAUUACUUUUUUUUUUUUCAUAAUUUCUAUGGCAUUAUUAUUAAAUGAUUCGAUUAUAAAGCCCUGAGAGAUGUGUAUAGAGUAGACUGAUAUGCUGAAACACUCUGGGUUGACUUUUCUACUCCAUGUAUGAAAAUUAAGGCCUGAUCCCCCCCAAAAAAAAAAAAAAAUUGGGUUUUUUUUUUUGGUGGUCUUGUGUUAGACUGCAUUACUACAGUAUCUGGUGUGCAAUCUGUGGUAGCUGAAUGUUCAUUGUGCAUUUGUGUUUAAAUACAACUACAUGCCCCCCCCUCCCUCCUCCUUCCUUGUAGAGUAACCCUGAACUGUACUGUUACUAUAAUGCAAUAGAUCUGGUACUCAUUUUUAAUUUAAUUUCAAUUAAAUCCUCGCUGUUUACCA
Neoarius graeffei (lesser salmon catfish) is the source of this 12726-nucleotide messenger RNA. It is a transcript of the gene wdfy3, whose product is annotated as WD repeat and FYVE domain containing 3. The coding region runs from base 268 to 10764 and encodes 3498 amino acids. The record is from RefSeq and is a predicted model, not a curated record. Gene Ontology annotation, molecular function: metal ion binding; protein binding. The transcript has 65 exons. NCBI's taxonomy places the organism in Eukaryota, Metazoa, Chordata, Actinopteri, Siluriformes, Ariidae.